AUGGUGAUGAUGAUGGACGAAGGUGAACCCGAUGUGUUGAUAGUCAAUGUUCCAAAGUACGAAGUCAAUUCAUUCGUCCACUCCAUUGACAUUAGUGCUUAUCGGGAUCCCAACAAUCCUUGGUCGUUUCAGAAAGCACUUGCUGUCAUUUUUGGAACGUUCCUUGAUAAACGAUUUACAGUAAGUCGAUGGGCAUGUGGGCUCGAUCCAGAAUUACAAACAUGCAUACCGUACAAGCUAGCAGACACAACAACUGCAGAACCGAUCGAUGUCCUGGUAGAUCAUGUUCCAGAUGGUCUGCUAGUCUCGACAGAUGUUUUGGUUGCUCAAGUUCUGAAUGAUCAGUCGAUCUCCACAAGAACCACAACCACACGGACAUUGGAAUAUAAGACACCGUACCGAACCGAACGCGAUCGCAAACGACGCAGUCGUAAAACAAGUAUCAAAAUGCGACGUAAACGCUAUACAUUUGAAGUAAUACGAGACAUAUCCGAACGGUUUUCAAUCAGCAACGUCAAAUCCGUAUCAUGGUGGCUGAGAAUUAAAUGGGUCAAUGUUCAUCUCGUUCGCCAUCGCAUGUUCCUUGGUUUGAAAGAUGAUACAACAAGGAUACAGUGUGAACAAAGUCUGACGGAUGAAUUAUUUAAAGAAAAUCAUUAUCGGGCGUUGUAUCGAGUAUCAUGA
Molecule: messenger RNA, 684 nt
Organism: Didymodactylos carnosus
Lineage: Eukaryota; Metazoa; Rotifera; Eurotatoria; Philodinida; Philodinidae
Source: the annotation of a GenBank genome assembly